UGUCAGUUCUUCAUUUCCGGUGCAUCCAAUCAGAUGUCCUCUACAUCGCGUGAGUUGCGGUUUUGUGUGUAGUUCUUGUAUGCAGAUUUUAUGGAAUGAUUUUUGAAGUGCAGUAUCAAUGAAGAGUUAAGCAGUGGUGUUUAAUAGUUUUAUUGGAACAUUUGCAUUAUUUUAUACAUUUUGUACUGUAAUCACCAAGGAUAACCAGUAAUCAUAUUUAAGAUUCGAAAUGAAACGGGAAAACGAAGAAAACCAGGAUAGUGAUCAGCACCACGAUGGUAGUGAUAACGCAGAUACAUCUGACAAAAAGCCGAUGAACAAACGUUCCCGGAAAGACGAAGAAGAAGUUCGUCUGUUGAUUCCUAGCAAGAUGGCCGGAGCUAUUAUUGGAAAAGCUGGACAUAACAUCCAAAAGCUGCGUACAGAGUACCAAGCUCAAGUGAAUGUAGGCGACUGUACAGGCCCCGAACGUGUGCUCACCAUCGGCGGCGACAUGGAAACAAUUACCAAUGUGGUUAAGGACGUCAUGAAACAUCUGGAUAAGGCUGGAGAAAAUGAGUAUGAACUCAGAAUUUUGGUUCACCAGAGCCUUGCAGGAUGUGUCAUCGGCCGAGGCGGCACCAAAAUCAAAGAGCUGAAAGACCAAAUUGGAUGCAGACUGAAGAUUUUCUCCAACAUUGCGCCACAGAGCACUGACCGUAUCGCGCAAGUUAUUGGAACCGAAGACCAAUGUCUGACGGCCUUGAACGAUAUCAUCGGACUGAUCCAGGGAACGCCAAUUAAGGGUCCAGUCCAUAACUACGAUCCUCAUAAUUAUGACGAUAUGUACGCAGAUGAAUACGGUGGAUACGGAAUUGGCGGAGGUGGCGGCGGCAACUUCCGCAAUGGUCGCAACGCUGGUGACAAUGCAGGAGGAAAUGCAGGUGGAUUCGAUCGUCGUGAACGUUUCGAUGAUAGAGGCCGAGGAGGACGAGGAUAUGAUCGAGGAAACGAUCGUAAUCGUGGCACCAUGAGAGAACGAGAAUUCAUAAAUCCAUGGGCACCCAACGUCAAUGGCAAUCAAAUGGGAGGCAACGCUUUUGGAGGAGGCGGUGGCCUUGGAAUGGGAGGUAUGGGAGCAAUGAACUUGGGAGGAACAGGAGGAAAUAUGGGCAAUAUGCCUAAUAUGGGAAACAUGGGAAAUAUGGGCAAUAUGGGCAGCAUGGGUAAUGGAAGCAUGGGCAGUUUUGGUGGGCAAACCACAACUAUGGAUAACAAAACAUCCACCCAAGUUACGAUUCCUAAAGAUUUAGCUGGUGCAAUCAUUGGAAAAGGCGGUGGUAGAAUUCGAAGAAUUCGAAAUGAAUCAAACGCUUUUAUCCAGAUUGAUGAAGCUUUGCCGGGAUCAACUGAUCGUAUCAUCACGAUUACAGGAUCACAAAAGGAAAUUCAAGCUGCCCAGUACAUGUUACAACAAAGUGUGCGUGAAAAUCUUGCCGGAGGUGGAGGCGGUAGCGGUGGUGGUGGAUUCAACCGCAAUUGAAUGCAUUUAAUUUGCUCUACGCAUACAUUACCCAUUUAGUCUGUAUAAGACACAUGUUUAGCUGUAAGUCCAUAGCUACAGUGGCGAAAUAUCAAAUUACACCAACAUGGGAUCGCGACAUUAAACCGAUUGAAUUUCUGAUGUAUUAUGUCGGUUUAGUUCAGUGCAAAGUCUUAUGAUUAUAUGAUUUGAUUUUAUUCGCCACUGUACAUGACCAAGUAAAAGCCACCGGCUCAGAAACGAAUCCAAGAAAUAGUUGAGCUACAGAAUACGUGUAUAAUGAGAUCAGUUUGUGACCCUUCUAGCCGUAACAAUAACAAUCGAUUCAUUUUCUGUUUAAAAAUGUCUACCAAUUUUUACAUCGACAUAACUGAUUCGUUAGCAAAGAGACAAAAGUAUUGUAUUAUUUUAUCCUGUUUUAUACAUCCUUUUGGCAACAUAAAGUUGAAUAUUUCUAAUAAAACUACUGAUAAUAAUCCCUAUUUGUGAUGGGCCAAUCAUACAUAUGUGUGGAUGUAUAAGUUACAUUCUCUAUUUGUAAUACAAAUGUUUUAACGCAAAAUAUAUCUUAGUGCAACCACGUUUGUCCAGUACAAAAUUUAAAGCAUAAGAUCGGACAUAUAAACGCCACGCGUGCGUUGCGUAAAGUACCAAAGGACAAACACGGGAAAUAGUGGAGUAACUGAUUGGACACGAUAUUUGUUUGAAUCAUUCAUCAACAUAUGGCAGGUAUUUUAAGUAGCCGUUCAAAAUAAAACGAAAUGUUACGGUAUUGUGAGAUGGGUGAUGAUUUAACUGAAAGAUUGAUUUUCCGCCUUGAGUUCAAUAAAAGAAUAAAUCACUUAUAAA
Aedes aegypti (yellow fever mosquito) is the source of this 2371-nucleotide messenger RNA. RefSeq names its product heterogeneous nuclear ribonucleoprotein K (gene HnRNP-K). Gene Ontology annotation, molecular function: mRNA binding. The transcript has 10 exons. The record is from RefSeq and is a predicted model, not a curated record. NCBI's taxonomy places the organism in Eukaryota, Metazoa, Arthropoda, Insecta, Diptera, Culicidae. Bases 230 to 1522 code for a protein of 430 amino acids. Gene Ontology annotation, biological process: regulation of mRNA splicing, via spliceosome; regulation of transcription by RNA polymerase II. Gene Ontology annotation, cellular component: cytoplasm; nucleus.